Molecule: messenger RNA, 717 nt
Organism: Hydractinia symbiolongicarpus
Lineage: Eukaryota; Metazoa; Cnidaria; Hydrozoa; Anthoathecata; Hydractiniidae
Exons: 1
Coding region: 111-641 (176 amino acids)
Biological process (GO): box C/D snoRNP assembly
Molecular function (GO): box C/D methylation guide snoRNP complex binding
Source: RefSeq, a predicted model, not a curated record
UAUUUUACUAGCAAGAAUGUGUGUUUUCCUUUUGUAGUUCACAUCGAGAAAAUGAAAAAUUAGAAGAAAAAACUAGAAGACGUCUUAAUCAGAAAGUGUUGCCACUCAAAAUGAGUGUUACUAAAAACGUUUAUGAUGAAAAUAUGAGCUGUGAAAAUAUUGGGAAGUUACACACAGAUAAAAAUGUAUCAACCUCCAAAGAUUUAAUGCAUGUACAACCAAAUAAACUUAAUAAAGAUUUACUUGUGUGCAGGAAUAAAAACGUUCAACCAGUUAUUUCGAAACAGACAUAUCGAUUACCUCAUUGCAGUGUGCUAGACAGGGUAAAACAAUUUUUACCACAAAUUGCAUCAGCUAAUGACAGUCUUGUUGGAAUUGUUGCAGAGGAGAAGGACAAGCUGGACAUUGAAAAUUUAAAUGAUGAAGAAGCUUUUAUAGAAAUGGAUGUAGCGUUGGUUGAUAACGAACUAUUAUUGUCUGAUGAUGAUAACAAUGACGACACUGAUGACGAUAAUGAUAACGAGGAGGAAGUAUCAGAUUCUAAUUGUAAACCUCAAUGCUUUAUUAAUUUAAAGAAAAGUCUAUUAAUUGAAGAAGUGAAAAAAGUUGAAUCACAAGAAGGCGAACUAGCAAGUAUUUAAGUGAUAUUUUUUACUGUACAUAAUGUGUAAAAGUUUGUUUUUGAAAUGGAAAAUAUUUUCAUACAUGUUUACAGCA